UCAAGUUAUGGAGUGGUGGUGGAAGUUAAAUGUGGGGUAGUUUGUUUUUGUUAAUUAUUAUAUAUUCAGAUGUCUUAUAAAUAACGGGCUGUCGUAAGCCUAUAUUCAAGCAUUAUGGUUGAACCGGAACCAUUUUUUUCAGCAAAUUCUUAAAACCAAAUGUGUGUUCAGAUGAUGUAUUUUAAGGUAUACAAAAAAUUCUGUCUAGUUCAGGUGUUCCAGCACAUAGAAAGAACAUACGCAUGUUAGACGACUGAGUCCGUAUGAUACUCUGCCGAUAACAUAUUUCCGAAGUGCUGAACAUACCAUUACAGACCUGGGAUUUAGGCUUUCAUAGGAAUAAUGGAAUUCACAUCUGAAGGCGUGGAGAAAGCUGUGACAGUAUUUUACACAUCUCGCACUUCAGAUCAAGCAGAGGCACAUCGUUGGUUAACUGAAGCUCAGGCAUCUACUACAGCAUGGAAAUUUGUGUGGGAGCUGUUGGAUCCGUCAAAGCUAACGGAAGUGCAGUUUUUUGGUGCUAUUACAUUGCAUUCGAAGAUAGUGAAGUGGUGGCAUGAAAUUCCUAUUGAUCAGUAUACUCCUCUGAGGAACCAGAUUUUAGGUUCCAUUGCGUCUCAUUGCAGUGGUCCAAAAAUAGUUCUCAGUAAGCUUUGUGCAGCUCUGUCUGCUUACAUUAUUAAUGUUACGCCUGAGCAUUGGCCCAAUCCCAUCAAUGAACUUAUACAGACAUUUCUGACACCUUCCACAACUGUCCCAGCCGAACGAACAGCUUGGAUUCUAAUGGAAAUUCUUACCAUGCUACCAGAUGAACUGAAUAAUUCUCGUAUUGGUGCCCAACAGAAAGGAGCUGUACUGGCAUGUCUUCGUGAUAGUGUUCAUAGAGUGGUGGAAGUGGUAAGACACUGUCUUUCUGAUGCUAGUUUUGAAAAUGCAAAUGAAGUAAAAGAGCAUGCUGCAUCAUGUGCAGUAUCUUGGCUGAGAAUAGGAAUGCCAAUUGCCGCAUGUGAAGGCUUGGCUUUGGAUUUAUUAAACAUGGUGUUACAAAAUGCAACCAGCGAUGAUUAUACCGAAAGUUCACAAAGUCUCAUAGAAGCUGCCCUAAACUGCCUCGAGUCCCUGGUUACGCACCCUGAUACACAUUUAAACCCAAAACAUGUCCAGCGCCUCAUGGAAGAGAUUUUGAAGUUAGAAGUUUUGUUGGGUCCUAAAUGGCAUUCUGCUGACGAAGUUGUAACAAGUAAAAUAUACAGACUGUUUGUAGGAAUGGGGGAAUGCCACUCUAAAUUGAUUCUACGUCUAUUAUUACAACCAGGCAGCUCUAAAGUGUUGGGAAGCAAAAUCGUCGAAAAUAUUCUGCGUGCUACCAGUAUUCAAGGUGUCUAUCCAGUAGAAGAAUGUAUAAGUGUACAUUCAUUAGGGUUUUGGUACAUUUUACAGGAAGAUGUGCAGCCCAUGGAGGGAGAUGAGAGGACUGAUUGUAUAACUGUGCUUUCACCAAUAUACUGCACAUUGGUUGAAGUAUUGCUGAAAAAAUCUGCUCUUCCACCUGAUAUAGACGAAUGGAACAGUGACGACCGAGAGAAACUGAGAUGGUAUAGGCAAGAUGUUGCCGACACACUAAUGUAUUGCUAUCAGAUACUACAUGAUCAAAUUCUGGAGUUACUCCUUCAUGACCUUUCUGCAAGAGCUACAGAAUUUGAAGAGUCGUGGCAGCCUGUUGAAGCAAAUUUGCAUGCUUGGAUGGCUAUUGCAGAAUUGGUGCCAAAUGUGAAACCACAGAUUGGGUCAUUUUUUAUGAUUCUACAAAACAUACCAAUUAGCAAGAGUAAUAUAAAAGUUUUUAAUGCAGCAAUUGACUGUAUGGGUGCAUAUGCAGACUGGAUUAACAUCAAUCCAUCUUUCUUGUCAUAUGUCAUUCCCACUGUCAUGUCUGGCUUGGAGAACACUGAAUCAGCACCUUCUUCCUCAAUGGCUUUGAAAGAUUUGUCAAGGGACUGCCAGUUAACAAUUCAGCAGUAUGCAGAUAAUAUCAUCAGAUGCAUUCAGGCAGCCAUCAUCAGUGGAAGUCUAGGACAUGCUGAAAAUAUUAGACUUAUGUAUGCCUUGGGUCGUUUGCUGUCACCAAUGCCACUGGAGAAGAUAAUGAUGUAUUUGAAUGAAAUACUUGUUCCUUGUGUUAGAGAAUUGGAGAUCCUGGCAAAUUCUGAGGAUAAAGGAAUGCAGACCUAUAGUGACAUCUUGCUGAGACUUAAGAUGAUGAGCACAAUUUUUGCAACUCUAGACACCAGUGCUGUGAGAGGAGGAGCUCUAAAGUCUGAUGAUCCUCAGCCUGUUCUUCUCAUUUUGGAGAAAGUUUUUCCAGUUUUGGAAACUAUAACAUGUAAAUGGUGUACUGAUGAAGAAAUUAUGAAGGCAAUGUGUACGCUGCUAAAACAAGCUGUGUCAACACUGCUCGAGAAAUUUGAAAUAGUUUUACCACCUGUUGUGAACAUGCUUAUGAAAAGCUUUCGUGUUCGUCCUCAGCCAUCGGUUCUUGAGCUGUUGCAGCAGAUUGUGAUCCUGUUUGGCAGAGAUACAGAACAUACACAGAUGAUUCAUUCACUUGUCACAGACAUUUGCAGGAUAUCGAUGACUUUCUGCUUUUCUUCUCCAUCCACAUCAGAACAUUGUGAUGUGAUAGAAUCAUUUUUUAACCUUCUGUCACAACUUAUAAAGAAAAUUCCUAAGCUGUUCCUUAUGAUGGAUGUCGAGGAAGUGAAGGGUUUCUUCAGGAGUGGUAUUGAAAGUUUGCAGCUACCUGAGACUCCUGUGCUGAAAUCUAGUGCACAAUUCCUCAAAUGUUUUAUUAAACAAAGUUGGGAGUAUGUACACUUUUCUACAAUUGUCAAUGACUGUGGCGAAGCACUAGUACAGAGAAUUCUGUUGUGCAUAGGAGGAAACUGCCCAAGAACCAUGAUAGAUCAUCUGGCUGAUCUGUUAAUGAUGCUCAACAGAAAACAAACGGAAAUGUUUGCUCGAUGGCUUACUGACAAUGUGUCAGCAAUUGAGUUCCCGGGGCACGGUGUGAGUCAGAAUGCAAGAGCACAGUUUGUACAGAUGGUUUUGAGGGAAAGAGCCAACAAGCGGAAGCUACAAGAAAUUGUGAGAGGAUUCACAUUGAUUUGCCGUGGCCUUGCUGGUACAGAGUUUGGAGGACAGUUAAUCAUUUUAUAAUGAACCAUUUCAUUGCUACAGUUUCACAUGAUGUAAGAAAGAUGCAGCUUCAAGAGAUCUAUUUUGGAUAUACUGCAUUUUUAAAGAAAGAAGAAUGAAUUAUGUUUCUCAUUUCCUAAAGGUGCUUAAGUUGAGGACUGUUGUGACUAUUAAUGUAGAAAAAUAGGGUUGUUGUAAAAACAGAGAUAUUUGUGUGCUGGAUUCAAAUAAUAUUUGGUAUGUGCGUGUGUUUUAUAAUAAAAGUAGUGACAUUUUCUAUUGAUGUACACAGAAAAAUAGUGAAAAAAGCGAUAUUAAAAAAAAAGAAAA
Schistocerca nitens (vagrant locust) is the source of this 3525-nucleotide messenger RNA. It is a transcript of the gene cdm, whose product is annotated as importin-13. Gene Ontology annotation, molecular function: small GTPase binding. The record is from RefSeq and is a predicted model, not a curated record. Gene Ontology annotation, cellular component: cytoplasm; nuclear membrane. The transcript is spliced from 18 exons. NCBI's taxonomy places the organism in Eukaryota, Metazoa, Arthropoda, Insecta, Orthoptera, Acrididae. Gene Ontology annotation, biological process: protein import into nucleus. Bases 343 to 3216 code for a protein of 957 amino acids.